AUGAGCGACGACGAGGAAGGCGACUAUGACACCAUCACCCACACCGAAACUGGCCGCGGCGUGAAGUUGCUCUUCUCCAAAUCCAAGGUCUACAUCCACCCAACCCCCUCCGCUCGGGAUAACAUCCCCGGCUACAUCGCCCUCCUCCAACAGAAACACCCCCAAAACACCUUGUCCUCUUCCGCCGCCACCAAAACCACCAAUGACAACCAACGCCCAACCUCCUCCUCCUCAUCCCUCUCGUCCCGCUCCCACCCCACCUCCUCCGACCUCCUCCUAGCCUGGCUGCCCGAAUCCGCCCUCGGCGACGCCGCAUCCAUCUACGUCAAAGUCGACCUCUGCGACAGCGACUCCCCGCCCAAGCAAUCCUACCUCGUCCCGCCCCCACCCACCAUCACCAGCCACCCGGCCACCGGCGUCGGCCACUACGCCUUCGCCGUCCCCGUCUCGGCCGUGUACUCGCUGCUCGUGCGCCCGCCCAGCGUCGGCUGGUGGUACGGCAGCGUGAUCCUCAACUCGCGCGCCGGCGACAGCUUCCCGCCGCUGUUUUUUCACGACAAUGAGUGCCAGAGCACCCUGCUGCAGAAGCGCCGCCGCGCCCGCGACGCCUUUGAUCCCUUUGGCGAGGCCGGCGAGAUGUUUUGGGGUGGGGAUGAGGUUCUGCGCUGGCUGAAGCGCUACGUGCCGGUCGAGCGUAGUGUGGCUGAGCCGAAUGUGUAUCUGGUGGAGCCGAGCGAGGAGGAUAGUCUCGCAUUUGGGGGAAAAGGGCCCGGGAAUGUGAGGACGGUGGUUGGGAGGGGGGAUGGGAGUGGGGCUGGUGGUGUCGCUGGGGCGUCGAGGGGUUCGAUGGGGGGUGGUGGUGCGGGGAGUAGGGAUGGCGGGAUGGAUCCGUUUAUGAAGUUCGUCAAGGAGACGGGGUGGAAUAUCAUGGAGAAGUUCAGCAAGGUCACGACGUUCACGCGCCAGACCGCCCAGGACGUAUUGGAUAACCCACGCAUGCCGCCCCAGGUCAGGCGGCUGCUGCGGAACCCCGAGGUGCAGACGCUGCAGGAGGAGUUUGACAGCGCGCGCAUCUAUCUGGCGCGGUGGGCUAUGGGCAUCGCCGAGCAGAGCGAGCGCGAUCGCAACCAGCGGAUAUGGACCGCCCGGGAGGUUAUGGAGCUGGAGGACACCGAUGUGGGCGAGUUUGAGCUUCUCGAUAGCACGAGCAGCUUGACGCUGGAGCAGAUGCGGAAGCCGGUGACGCUCAAGGAGUGGAAGACCUUCUUCGACCCGCGGACGGGGCGCUUGUCGGUGACCGUGGACGAGGUCAAAGAGCGCGUGUUCCACGGCGGGCUUGAUGCUGAGGACGGUGUGCGGAAGGAGGCCUGGCUAUUCCUCCUUGGCGUGUACGAGUGGUACAGCACGGCUGACGAGCGCAAGGCUCAGGCCGCCUCGCUCCGAGACGCCUAUAUUAAGCUCAAGGGCGCUUGGUGGGAGCGCCAGAUCGACAAGGGCGGAGAGGGCGAGGAGGGCGAGUGGUGGCGGGAACAGCGAGGACGUAUCGAAAAAGACGUCCACCGCACCGACCGCAACGUCCCCAUCUUCGCCGGCGAAGACAUCCCCCAUCCGGACCCCGAAUCGCCCUUCUCCACUGUCGGCACCAACGUGCAUCUUGAGCAGCUCAAGGAUAUGCUACUGACCUACAACGAAUACAACCGCGACCUAGGCUACGUUCAGGGAAUGUCAGACCUACUCGCGCCCAUCUACGCCGUCCUGCAGGAUGACGCUUUGGCCUUCUGGGGCUUCAAGUGCUUCAUGGACCGUAUGGAGCGCAACUUCCUCCGCGACCAGUCCGGCAUGCGCUCGCAGCUGCGCGCGCUCGACCACCUCGUGCAGUUCAUGGACCCUAAGCUGUACGCGCACCUCGAGUCGGCCGACAGCACCAACUUCUUCUUCUUCUUCCGCAUGCUGCUGGUCUGGUACAAGCGCGAGUUUGACUGGCCCGACGUGCUGCACCUGUGGGAGGUCCUCUGGACCGACUACCUCAGCAGCAGCUUCCACCUGUUUGUGGCCCUCGCCAUCCUCGAGAAGCACCGCGACGUCAUCAUGACCCAUCUCAAGCACUUUGACGAAGUGUUGAAAUACAUCAACGAGCUCUCAUGCACCAUCGACCUCGACUCCACCCUCAUCCGCGCCGAGGCCCUCUACAAGCGCUUCCACCGCCUCGUCGACGCCAUCGACAAGAAGGGGAGCUUCCCCGCGCCCCGGCACAAGGUCCCCGAGCAGGCAUCUGAGCCGGGCUCGUCUUCUCCUGCUGCUGCUGCUGCGGAUACGACUGCUAUGAAUGCUACGGCUGCUACGCCGGCUCCGGGGAGUGGUGCCAGCGCCGGUGCCGGCGCUGGUAGUGGUGGUGGCCGGAACACAGGGAAGGCCCCCGCGCAGCCGCAGAAACAACCUGAAAAGGAGAAAGUGCUUACUCCUGAUCUGAGGAGGUUGCUGAGCCGGCAGGUGGAGGUGUUGCCGCAGAAGGACGUGGCUAAGAAGGGGGACGGGGUGGCGGGGGUUGGGGGGAAGUAG
Chaetomium globosum CBS 148.51 is the source of this 2559-nucleotide messenger RNA. RefSeq lists its product as uncharacterized. Lineage: Eukaryota; Fungi; Ascomycota; Sordariomycetes; Sordariales; Chaetomiaceae. The record is from RefSeq and is a predicted model, not a curated record. Gene Ontology annotation, biological process: activation of GTPase activity. Bases 1 to 2559 code for a protein of 852 amino acids. The transcript has 3 exons. Gene Ontology annotation, molecular function: GTPase activator activity.